Molecule: messenger RNA, 1494 nt
Organism: Pyrgilauda ruficollis (rufous-necked snowfinch)
Lineage: Eukaryota; Metazoa; Chordata; Aves; Passeriformes; Passeridae
Product: 1,25-dihydroxyvitamin D(3) 24-hydroxylase, mitochondrial
Exons: 12
Coding region: 1-1494 (497 amino acids)
Biological process (GO): glucocorticoid biosynthetic process; cholesterol metabolic process; cellular response to peptide hormone stimulus
Cellular component (GO): mitochondrial inner membrane
Molecular function (GO): heme binding; monooxygenase activity; iron ion binding
Source: RefSeq, a predicted model, not a curated record
AUGGCAGGCUGCAGCAUCCUCCUCCUCCUCCUCCGCCGGCGGCUCCCCGCCCGCACCUGCGGCCGCGCCGCGUCCUCGCUGAGCGCUCUGCGGCCGGCGGAGACGCUGCCCGGGCCGCCCAGCUGGCCGCUGAUGGGCAGCCUGCCCGACGUGCUCUGGAAGGGGGGGCUCAAGAGGCAGCACGAGACCCUGGCUCAGUACCACCGCAGGUUCGGGAAGAUUUUCCGCAUGAAGCUGGGCGCCUUCGACUCGGUGCACAUCGCGGCGCCCUGCCUGCUGGAGGCUCUGUACCGCCGCGAGAGCGCCUGCCCGCAGCGCCUCGAGAUCAAGCCCUGGAAAGCCUAUCGCGACUAUCGCGACGAGGCCUACGGGCUGCUCAUCCUGGAGGGGAAGGACUGGCAGAGGGUAAGAAGUGCCUUUCAGAAGAAAUUGAUGAAGCCCCGGGAAGUUGUGAAACUGGACACGACCAUCAAUGAGGUCCUGGAGGACUUUAUGCACAGAAUAGAUGAAAUUUGUGACCACAAUGGCCAGAUGGAAGAUGUCUAUUCAGAGUUCAACAAAUGGUCUUUUGAAAGUAUCUGCCUGGUGCUGUAUGGGAAGAGGUUUGGCCUCCUGCAGCAGGACGUAGAAGAAGAAAGUCUGAACUUCAUCAAGGCUGUAAAAACGAUGAUGGCCACUUUCGGGAUGAUGAUGGUGACCCCUGUGGAGCUGCACAAGGGGCUCAACACCAAAGUCUGGCAAGCUCACACCAAAGCAUGGGAUGAUAUAUUUAAAACAGCCAAGCACUCCAUCGACAGCCGGCUGCAGAAGCACUGUGCCAGCCCCCAGGGGGAUUUUCUGUGUGACAUCUACUCGGGGGGACAGCUGUCCAGGAAGGAGCUGUACGCUGCCAUCGCGGAGCUGCAGAUCGCCGGCGUGGAGACGACAGCCAACAGUUUGCUGUGGGCUCUGUACAACCUCUCCCGCAAUCCACACGUCCAGCAGAAGCUUUUCCAGGAAAUCCAGAGAGUUUUGGCUGCUCAGAAGAGCCCGAGUGCUGAGAGCCUGAGGAGCAUGCCCUACCUAAAAGCCUGUCUGAAAGAAUCCAUGAGAUUAACCCCAUCAGUGCCUUUCACCACCCGCACCAUCGACACAGAAAUGGUGCUGGGAAAUUACAUGCUGCCCAAAGGGACCGUGCUGAUGAUCAACAGCCACGCCCUGGGCUGCAGCGAGGACUACUUCAGGGGCUGGCCCGAGUUCAGGCCCGAGCGCUGGCUGCACAAGGGCUCCAUCCAUCCCUUCUCCCACGUCCCCUUCGGCGUCGGCAGGAGGAUGUGCGUGGGGCGCCGCGUGGCCGAGCUGCAGCUGCACCUGGCCCUCUGCUGGCUGAUCCGCCGGUACCGCGUGGUGGCCACGGACCGGGCGCCGCUGGAGACGCUGCACUCGGGGAUCCUCAUCCCCAGCAGGGCCCUGCCCAUCGCCUUCCAGCCACGAGCAGGGCCACAGCCCUCCUGA